AUGCGAGUACUGAAAGCUUUCGCGAUGGACUCCUUCAGCGCCGACGUCAACCGAGCCAAGCGAAAAUCCAAGGCAACGGAACUGGCUUCCAGUGUGAUCCUGAAAUCACUGGAACAGCGUAGCAGGAGACGUGACCAACCACAGCUGGACUUCGAUGGCUAUCCGCCAUCUGUUUACACGCGGCAAGCGUCGCGUAGAGCCGGCCGCGAAACACCGGAGGAGACCAACGAUGACGAUGAGGUCGAAGAGACGACCCGAUUCGGCGAGGGUGGCAAAGUUACGCUGCAGAUCCCGGGGAAGCUGUUUGGCAAUGCAACGAAUUUGUUUCUGACGCUGGCGAAGCUGUUCGGUGAUUUCAUCACGAACUCAGCCUAUCGGAAGGCCCGCUUCCUCAAACUCUUCCAGCCGCUGUUUGGACGGAAUUUGUACAUACAAAUACCGAUGAGCACAACGGAAUCGAAUGACAUUUGAGAUUGUAGUUUCGUAGCUUAAUAAUUUAAUUUUAUUGUGUUGUGUUUUAUUUCCGUUUUUAGAUCAUCUGUUAUACAGUGCAUAGAAUAUAAUAGUGUUAUACCACCGUUGUAAACAAAGGUAAUUGUUAGCACAGUUAGACAUUAUAACACAGCAGGGACAUACGUUAUGUAGCAAACAGCAAUGUAUACGAUUCGGCGUCUUCUAAAGGUUUUCCUAAACAGUUACCGUUUAGGAAAAUGCUUUCUAAAUUUCCCGUUGUAUAAACGAAGUGUUGAAAUAAUAAAUUUCACCCAAAGUGUAAUCGAUUUUAUUUUAUUGGAACUAGAGAACUGGUACUAGCCGAUCCUCUGAGACCCUUUGCCUUUUUGAGGAUUAGUUCUAGGAGAAUCAACUGAGACUAUUUUUAUGUGUAGUAAUACUGUUGGACACUUUUAACGAGAUUAUUCAAUUUAAAAAUAAAAGGGCAAAAUGCUUCGGGAAACAUUCAGAAGGGACGAUGAUGCCAGUGGGAGAAAAUAUCAAAUCUCAAUUUCCGGCAACGGGAGA
This is a messenger RNA of Topomyia yanbarensis, 1020 nucleotides long. RefSeq lists its product as uncharacterized. The transcript has 3 exons. Lineage: Eukaryota; Metazoa; Arthropoda; Insecta; Diptera; Culicidae. The record is from RefSeq and is a predicted model, not a curated record. Bases 1 to 471 code for a protein of 156 amino acids.